CGCGCGCGCGGCCUCGCGGUCUCGUCACUUCCCGCGCGGACGGCGCUGUCGCCGAGGACGGUCGUGUCCGGUUCGGGCGGCGGCGGCGGGAGCAGUGGGACGGGACGAUGAGCGACAGCGGGGAGCAAAACUACGGCGAGCGGGAAUCCCGUUCUGCUUCCAGAAGCGGAAGUGCUCAUGGGUCUGGCAAGUCGGGGAGACACACCCCUGCAAGAUCUCGCUCUAAGGAGGAUUCCAGGCGCUCCAGGUCAAAAUCUAGAUCCAGGUCUGAAUCCAGGUCUAGAUCAAGGAGGAGUUCCCGCAGACACUACACCAGGUCCCGCUCCCGUUCCCGCUCCCACAGGAGAUCCAGAAGCAGGUCGUACAGUCGGGACUACCGGCGACGGCACAGUCACAGCCAUUCCCCCAUGUCUACUCGCAGACGUCACAUUGGGAACAGGGCAAAUCCUGAUCCAAACUGUUGCCUGGGAGUGUUUGGGCUGAGUCUGUACACUACAGAACGAGACCUGCGCGAGGUUUUCUCCAAGUAUGGGCCCAUCGCCGACGUUUCCAUCGUGUACGAUCAGCAGUCGCGGCGCUCCCGAGGGUUCGCGUUUGUCUACUUCGAGAACGUCGAGGAUGCCAAGGAAGCAAAGGAACGUGCCAAUGGUAUGGAGCUGGAUGGAAGAAGGAUCCGAGUAGACUUUUCCAUAACAAAGAGACCUCACACACCUACCCCUGGAAUCUAUAUGGGAAGACCCACUUAUGGCAGCUCACGGCGACGAGAUUACUAUGACAGAGGCUAUGACAGAGGCUACGAUGACCGUGACUAUUACAGCAGGUCAUACAGAGGAGGAGGUGGCGGCGGCGGAGGAGGCUGGAGAGCUGUUCAGGACAGGGAUCAGUUUUACAGGAGGAGGUCACCGUCCCCGUACUACAGCCGAGGGGGCUACAGAUCCCGGUCCAGAUCCCGGUCCUACUCACCUCGUCGCUAUUAAAGCAUGACAGACACGUAGAGGAAUUUCUAGCUACAGCCUUUGAGUUGAAAUUGCGAGUUUGUGGACAAUAUUUUUUUAUUGUCUCUUCUGUUUAACCAAGUGACAGUGCCUAGUGAAUUAGGUGACUUUUACACCUUUUAUGAAGACAACUUCUGUGGUGUUCAGUGCUGUUUCAUUCUGCAUAUUUGUGUAGUUUGGUGCUUUGUUUCCAGUUGUGUUUUGAAAGGAGUAUGUUUUGCAUGUAUUUUUUUAGUCUCCAUUUUGACUCCUGAAAGGUUUCUAUUGUAAAGACAAAAACUGUUCAGUAAGUUUUUUCUACUGAUUCCAAGUUAUUCCCAAGAUCCAAACCUGUGUAAAAUGCUUUCCGAAAGUGAGAAAAUAAAAUAAAAAGAAGUU
Molecule: messenger RNA, 1373 nt
Organism: Onychostruthus taczanowskii (white-rumped snowfinch)
Lineage: Eukaryota; Metazoa; Chordata; Aves; Passeriformes; Passeridae
Gene: TRA2B
Product: transformer 2 beta homolog
Exons: 9
Coding region: 108-977 (289 amino acids)
Biological process (GO): positive regulation of mRNA splicing, via spliceosome
Cellular component (GO): spliceosomal complex
Molecular function (GO): RNA binding
Source: RefSeq, a predicted model, not a curated record